Messenger RNA from Triplophysa rosa, 4722 nucleotides. RefSeq names its product tankyrase 1 binding protein 1 (gene tnks1bp1). Bases 544 to 3942 code for a protein of 1132 amino acids. Lineage: Eukaryota; Metazoa; Chordata; Actinopteri; Cypriniformes; Nemacheilidae. The record is from RefSeq and is a predicted model, not a curated record. The transcript is spliced from 14 exons.
GCACAAAACUAGUGUGCGCAGUUCUUGAUGAUUUAUCCCUCGUGUGUCCUCUGACCCGAGGUCUCAGAUCUUCUUUAAGGAUGAUGAUCUCUCACCUCUCUCAACACACUGAUGCUGCCACAAUAGAUGAGCUUACAUCAGUGACAUAAUAAAACCCAACAGAGGACGACUGUUAAAGCAGAGGAGGAUUGAAUUACUCCACCCAUCUGACCUUUGUCAAAGAAACGGAUCAAACACUUUGACGCAUAAUGGACACGAUGGGGUGUGGCAUGCAGUGUUUUCUACACGUAAUCCGUGACGUUCAUUCAGUUGAGCCGGUUUGUCAGGUUGAGGGCGUGACCGCAGCCGCGCGUGCUAGUGACGGGGCUCGUGCUACCGCUUCAUGAAUAUUAAUGACGUAACGAGGCGUUGUUCUUCUAAACCUCUAACUGAUUGGCCAAAGGCAGACUUUGACAAGCAGUUUCGCCUGCAGUGAAGAGUGACACGGACACGGAGAAGAAUCUGUUCAAUCUCUUCAUGGAAUAAAAGGUGCAGUGUGUAGCCAUGGCUGCAUGGGUGGAGGCGUCCACGAGGGAUCAGAGUCCGUCAGCGGCGCUCAUUAGCCAAAGCAAGACUUCCCUUUCUGCCUCGCUGCUGUCUGGAGACGGCGGGAAGCCAGCGCUGGGCCCCAAACCCCACCUCAUGCCCAAACCGUUUGCCCUCCAAAGGAACGCGACUAUCCGUCCGAUCAAGGCCCCGAAAAUCAGCUCUGCUAGACAACUCCCGCGAGCCGCGUCUUCUGAUGCUCUCGACUCGUUCGUUUCCAGUAAGUCCGAAUUAGUAGAGACUCGUGUCCAAAAUACCUCAGAAUCUGUCAAACCAAAUGGCACAUUGAACGUGUCUGACAGAAGUGCAUCACCUAAACCCGCCCCACUCGGACCAAAACCAGCUUUAACACCAAAGACAGACCCCGGUCAGAAUCCUGACAUAGCACAGAAGGCUCCAAACACAAAGCCUGAAGACGGGAAGAACGUUCAGUCCAGGGCAAGAGCCAAAUCUUUGGGUUCUCAAGAGCAGAAAGCUCUCAGACAGACGCCAGAUGGAGAAAACAGAUCUGGUGACGCAGAUGUCAGAGCGUCUUCACCGUGCUGGGCAGUUAGAAACCGUCUGUCUGUGGGGCUGACCUCAAGGUUUGAGUCACCGGAGAGAGAGGUUGGUUCUGUGAGGAGAGAUGAGCCGCCGCUUUCUCCUUCAGCAUCAAAACCUCAGGAGGACGAGGAGAUCAGUGGCUGCAGCAUUAAGAGACGGAUAAGUCUGCUUUUCGACCGUUCUGCUGCCUCUCAACACAGAGACACGUUCAACAAGAAAGACAGCGCACCUGCUGAAAUAUCUGUGGAUAUUAAACAGAGAAUCAAGAAUCUCAGCUUGAAUACACAACAGCCCAGAGUUCGGCUGCCGUCCACCGGAGCUCUCAAAUGUCUACCACAUGAGAAGACACAGAGCGACUCGGCCCAGUCGUCUCCUUUACAGAACGGGCCGGCCAAAACCACCACGUCUGAGAAGAACGUGCCGCGGAAGAACUCCACCUUGUGCUCUGCAGAUGAAGAGGAGGAGGAGGAUGAUGACGACGACGCAGCUGAAGAGGACAAAGAGAACUGCGUGUCUGUGCCUAUGUACAGGAGGGUCGGGAUGGCCAAAGAUCAAGAGAGAAAGACACAGGAAGAAGAAAAACAGCAUAAGGAUGAACAGUUAAAGAAAGAGCGGGAAAGAGAAAAACAUUUGGAGGAAGAGAGGAAGUUAAGAGAGGAAAUGGAAAGACGGCAAGAGGAAGAACGCUUGAAAGAGGAUAGAGAACAGGAGGAAGAAAAGCAAAGACAAAGAGAAGAACAGAAGAAGCAAGAGGUCGAAAGACAGAAGAGAAUUGAAGAAGAAAGAAAACUAGAGGAGGAGAGAAAGAGAGAGGCUGAAAGAGAGAUACGACAAGAACAAGAGAGACUAGAGCGAGAAAAACAGAUUGACGAGCAGAAGAGAAGGAUUGAAGAAAAUAGAGAAAAAGAGAGACAGAGAGAAGAGCAAAGACUGAGAGAUGAGAGAGAAAAAGAGAAACUCAGGAAAGUGAAAGAAAUGGAAGAUGAGAGACAGAGAAUUGAAGAGGAAAGACAAAGAGAGGAGCAAAGAUUGAGACAGGAGAGAGAAAAACAGGAGAGGAUAAAGAAAGAGAGAGAAAUGGAAGAGAAAAGAUGGAUUGAAGAGAAGGAAAGAUUGAGACAGGAAAGAGAAAUGGAGAGAAUAAGGAAAGAAAGAGAGAUUGAGGAGGAAAGAUUGAGACAAGAAAGAGAAAAAGUGGAGAGAUUAAAAAAAGAAAGAGAGAUGGAAGAGAAAAGACUACUUCAGGAGCAAAGACUGAGACAGGAGAGAGAAAAACAGGAGAGGCUAAAGAAAGAGAGAGAAAUGGAAGAGAAAAGACAGAUUGAAGAGGAAGAACAAUUGAGACAGGAAAGAGAAAUGGAGAGAAUAAGGAAAGAAAGAGAAAUGGAGGAAAGAAGACUACUUGAGGAGCAAAGAUUGAGACAAGAAAGAGAAAAAGAGGAGAGAUUAAAGAAAGAGAGAGAGAUGGAAGAAAGAAGAGGAAUUGAGGAACAAAGACUGAGACAGGAGAGAGAAAAAGAGAGACAGAAGAAAGAGAAAGAAAUGGAGGAGCAAAGAUUGAGACAACAAAGAGAAAUGGAGAGACUAAGGAAAGAAAGAGAAAUGGAAGAGAAAAGAUUAAGAGAAGAAAGAGAUGAGAAACUAAAGAAAGAGAGAGAAAUGGAAGAAAGAAGGCUAGUUGAAGACGAGAAAAGAUGGAGACAAGAACGAGAAAAGGAGAGAUUGAGAAUGGAGAGAGAGGAUGUAGCUGUCAGUUAUGAUUUAAUAAGUUUUGAUGCUGUUGAGACACAGAGGGAAGUCUCGCCUCAGCUCCCUGAUGUUCUUUAUGAUGAUUUCUCUGUGAAACCACGGCGAUGGGGAACCAGGACCAGAGGAACACCGUCUCCAUCCGGAGAAGCUCCGAGUGGUGAUGCUUUUCAUGACUGGAUGGAAUCCAGAUCCAAUGAUCCUGAAUCCCCCGGACUAAAGAAACAUCAGAACUCACCGGGUGAAGAUCAAGACACCUGUAACCAAGCCCAGACUGAAACUGAAGAUCCGACGGACUCACAAACACACAGAUCUACACCUGAUCACAUCGCAUCACAGCAGGGUGAACUGAAGAACUGUGAUGAUGAUGAUGACGACGAUGAUGAUGAUGAAGAUGAACGUCACACAGAGACGAGAAUCACUCAUGAAUCCAACAACACUGAUGUUGAUGGUGGUGCAGAUAAUAAAGUCAAUCAGCUUUUACAAAGACUGACGUCACAGGAGAAGCAACGAAAACCAUCCAUCGAAUCAGACGCACCCGAACCACUGCUCUUUCCUAAGGCGUCAGCUCCUCUUCUGGACUCGAGUGUCUUUCGGGCGAAAGCUGAUCUGGGGAAGAAACGCAGCAUUAAGCGAUCGAGACCGUCCCGUGCGGUCCGUCAGAGAGCCGCUCUGCCUGCUCUCACAGAGGGAUCAAAUCCAGACUGGAGGUUCUGUGACUCCACGGACGCUGCUAAAGCUCAGAACUCUGAAUCAGAGGAGGAGUCAUCCAAAUAUGCCACGCCCCCUCCAGCCCCCAGCCAACCAAAGAGAGUUCCUGUGUUUCCUGGAAUGGACCAAUCAGCUCUCAUGGCACAGCUGAAGAGGAGAAGUGGACGGAUGGAGACAGACGUUACAGAAGGACGGACUGCGCCCGCGGUGUCUGCUCGUUCUCCUCGCACGCCCACCCUCGGCCCUCGAGUCCUGCCCCCUGUCAACAGCAGAGACACUGGCUCUGGCUCUUCACCUUCAUGGCUCCGUGAGCUCAAAUCUAAGAAGCGUUUGAGUCGUCCUGAGAGUGAUGCAUGAAGCUCAGACGUGAUGCUGAGAGGAUGCGUGAGGGAACAGAUUACACAUGACACACGAUGAACGCAGAGACCUAAUCUCCCGUAUGUCCAUCAGCGAUCAGAUGAGCGCCAACUGAUCUCAGAACAGCUCAAUGCAAUACUGCACUUUACACGAGUCAAACCACUGGUGCCUUUACUUCAUCUGGAGUCUUUAUUUUGAUAGAUAUCUGAAUGUAUGUACAAAAUAAACCACACAGAGUCUGAUCCUAAUCUGGCAUUCUGCAAUCAUCAGUUUUUAAGCACAAAAACGACACACAACAGAAAGAAACCCACGCUGACAGGGACGGAUCUUCAAUCUUCUGAUCUCAUUCUGUUCAGUUCUCAGCAGAAAACACAUGGAUAAAUAUCAUUUGUUUUGUUUAUUUGUUUACUGUCAUUGGAUCCUGUCGAUCAUCAUUUACACAAACAAAUCACAGUUUUGUUUCAUUGUGUGUCAGUUUGCCGUCAGUCACUUGUGAGUGUUUAGAUUUUGUAAAUCACUGCUCUUCAUUCGAGGAGAAGUUGUUUACCGCUGGGAAACGGGACUUUAGUUGUAAAUGAAUUGUGUUCAUGGAUCUUUAUGAAACAUAAUAUCUGUACAGAUGUGUUCAGGCUCCACACAUUUGCUCGUAGAGUUUUUCAGUUCUAUUGAACACUUGAAUAUGAAUGUUUAUUACAGAAAAAAAACUUGUUUACAUCAGAAAUGUUCAGAUAAAUCACACUUUAAUAAAGAAGAAACGGUUCGAAUGAAGUGGAAUUAUAU